CAUCGUGCUUUUUGUCAAACUGCUGCUGUUGUCAAGUCAAAAGGCGAAAUGUGUUGAGGAAUAUAGCAUUCCAGAUUUUUACUUGAAUUAUAAGCUAUUUUAGCUUCUAAAUUAGAUUCUAGGUGUAAAGUUAACAAAAUGCAAAGUAACACUGCUUAUAUAUGUUUAAUUUAUCUAACGUCUGCGUUAGUACUGACGUUGGCCGGUCGGGACUUUUAUCAAAUCCUUGGUGUAUCUCGGUCUGCAACCACGAAUGAAAUCAAAAAAGCUUACAGAAAAUUAGCAAAAGCUCUGCAUCCAGACAAGAAUCAAGAUGAUCCCGACGCUUCACAAAAGUUCCAAGAUCUCGGUGCAGCGUACGAGGCUCUUUCGGACCCUGAAAAGCGUGAACUAUAUGACCGUUGCGGUGAGGAUUGCCUGAAGAAAGAUGGCAUGAUGAAUAACAAUGAUCCUUUUGCCAGUUUCUUUGGAGAUUUUGGUUUCCACUUUGGCGGUGAGCCUCAACAACACGAAACACCACGAGGGGCGGAUAUCGUCAUGGAUAUCACGGUCACCCUGGAAGAACUAUAUAAUGGAAAUUUCAUUGAGAUAACCAGAAAUAAGCCUGUCAUAAAACCAGCGUCAGGCACACGUAAAUGCAACUGCAGACAAGAGAUGGUCACCAGAAAUCUUGGUCCUGGCCGCUUCCAGAUGAUGCAACAAACUGUAUGUGAUGAAUGUCCUAAUGUGAAAUUGGUGAAUGAAGAGAGGCUACUAGAGAUAGAGGUAGAAGUAGGUGCGCCAGAUGGUCAUAAGUCCAGGUUACGAGGUGAGGGUGAACCACACAUGGACGGAGAGCCUGGUGAUCUCAUAUUUGUGUUCUCAACAGAGAGGCACCCACAGUACACACGCAAGGGAGAUGAUCUCUACACCAAUGUCACUAUAAGUCUACAGGAUGCACUUACUGGUUUUACAAUGGAAUUGGUUCACUUGGAUGGUCACAAAGUGACAGUAUCCCGUGAUAAAGUAACAUGGGCAGGAGCCCGUGUCCGCAAGAAGGGUGAAGGCAUGCCUAAUUUCGAAAACAACAACCUUCAUGGAAACCUCUACAUCACCUUUGACAUUGACUUCCCAAAACAAGACUUCACAGAUGAUGAAAAAGAAGCUCUAAGGAAAAUACUAAAACAAUCACCAAAUAAUAAAAUAUACAAUGGACUAUAGUAGCUAUACUGCCAAUUUAAUUUAUUUAAGUAGUGAAAUGAGUGCUACAGUAUGAACAAAGUCUUGUUUUGUUGUGUGAGGGAUAUUUCGUUACCUGUGAAUACAUGUGAUUGUUUUUUAUAUAAUAAACAUCCUUAGUGUAGAAUA
This is a messenger RNA of Helicoverpa armigera (cotton bollworm), 1347 nucleotides long. RefSeq names its product dnaJ homolog shv (gene shv). The record is from RefSeq and is a predicted model, not a curated record. Gene Ontology annotation, biological process: protein maturation; protein folding. Bases 139 to 1200 code for a protein of 353 amino acids. Gene Ontology annotation, cellular component: endoplasmic reticulum. The transcript has 5 exons. Gene Ontology annotation, molecular function: misfolded protein binding. NCBI's taxonomy places the organism in Eukaryota, Metazoa, Arthropoda, Insecta, Lepidoptera, Noctuidae.